This is a messenger RNA of Cladocopium goreaui, 252 nucleotides long. Lineage: Eukaryota; Dinophyceae; Suessiales; Symbiodiniaceae. The record is from the annotation of a GenBank genome assembly.
AUGAUCCAUGCUGGUGACGCGGCCAACUCUAUGCUAUGGGUGUUAGCGUCUGCUCAGAGUUUGGGAAAUCUGCUGCUUCCGCCCCUGGCGGUCACAGCACUGGCUGUUUCGGCCUGCGCUGGGCUUGGCCUCUCAUUCUGGCCCUCAGUGGCGUUUCUGGUGGUGCACCAGUGCCAUGGCGUAAGCUGUCGGUUGGUAGGUGCCGUGUCACCGGGGUGGUGGCCCCGUUACGUUUUAUCCCAUCCUUGUUGA